AUGGCCGAUACUAAUAAUAAUAAUGUUACAAAUCUAAACCAAAAUAAAACACCUCUUACAAUAACCGGUAACAGUGAAAUUUUAAGUAAAUUCUCCACAAAAAUAUUCGAAACUUAUAGAAAAUUAGCUUUAGAGAGAGGCAUACUCUCGUAUGAAUUGACCGCGCAGCCGGUAUCGGGUGUGGGUGAGAAUUCCUAUGGUUUUAUACUGCAAGUGUGUUUGAAAGCUACAAAAACCAUUAAUAAGGAAACGGAAGAUGCUGAGAAUCCCUUAACGUUUGUUACUAUUUUAAAAAUAUCUCCUAAAAAUCCAGCAUUUCGUGCCCAUAGUCGUAUUGUGGAUCUAUACAAACGUGAAGUGUUUAUGUAUCAACAGGUUUUCACAGAAUUCCUUAUUUUAGAACAAGAACGACUAAGGGAAUUGCAAACUUCAGCUAAACCUAACGGUGAUAGUGAGUCAACUGUAUGCUUUAAUAUAGUUCCCGAAAUCCUCUCUGCCAAUUUAGAUUUAGACGAUGAAUUCAUUAUUUGUGAGGAUUUAACCUUAAGUGAUUAUAGGCAAAAUUCACGCACCGAUAUGCCCACCUAUGAUUUAGUAAGUGCCACAUUUCGUGCCAUCGCCAAAAUGCAUGCCAUGUCUUUUGUGUUGCAACAACGCAAACCGGAACUUUUUGCAAUGCUAGCAAAUGAAAUGAGUGAUAAUCUUUUCACCCCUGACAUGGAACCUUUAACGGUGGAAUUUGGCAAAAAAUAUAUAAGACGUACGAGAGUAAUGCUGGAACAAGAUCCGAAAGCUUCGAGAAAACAAAUAGAGGCUUUGAAAACAUUGGAGAGCAAUUUCAAAGAGAUUUGUUUGCAAUGUGUAGAUGGCAAGCGUGUGGCACCGUAUGCGGUUUUGUGUCAUGGAGAUUUUUGGAAUAAUAAUAUACUUUAUAAAUAUGAUUUGCAACAUCAAGCCACCUCCGCCAAAUUAAUCGAUUUUCAAUUAUCCCGCUAUGCCUCGCCCAUACUUGAUUUGGUACACUAUCUGUACGCCUGCACUGAACGGGAUUUGCGUAAUAAACAUUUUAUGGAAUUUAUGGAUAUUUAUCAUCAAACCUUAACCCAGCACAUACAAUUCUAUGGCCUUAAUAUUGAAGAAAUCUAUCCUAAAAGCAUAUUUCUACAACAAUUAAAAGAUUUUGGUAUUUAUGGUUUUUGUAUGGCCGCCUUUUCCAUACCGUUCUUUAUAUCAAACACCAGUGAAUUGCCUGAUUUAGAUGAGGUAGCCAGUGCCAUAAGGGAAAUAUCUUCCACAGAAAAUUCCGAUGAAGAAGUGGAGGCGAAUGAGGAUACCCACGAUGCCACCACCAAACGUUUGGAACUAUUAGAGGAAUAUGAUUUAUUAAGUGAGCGCACUUUGCCCAUAUUUAAGAGACGCAUGUGUGCUAUUGUCAAGGAUUUGGAAAAGUAUGAAAUGUUGGAGAAUAUUUGAAACUGUUUCUUUAACCUCUGAUUAAUUACAAUUACAGUAUUACAAAAUUAUGUAUUUUGUAUAUUUUGUUUGUUUUGUUUUUAUUAUUAUUAUUAAUUAAAGUAUAUUUUUUAAUAUAUAAUUAUAUAUUUAUAUUUCACUUCACUAUAAUUAAAUUACAAAAACACAAUUAUUUAAAAUUAUUGUAGAAAAAUAGAAAAAUAAUGUUGAUUUUAUAAAAAAAAAAAAAAACUAAAAAUUGUAGCACACCAAAGUUAGGAGAUUUAACUGAAAACUAAGUAUUCAAUAAAAGUUAUAUGUAUAUAAAUAAACCAAUAAAUCAAA
Calliphora vicina (urban bluebottle blowfly) is the source of this 1797-nucleotide messenger RNA. RefSeq lists its product as uncharacterized. NCBI's taxonomy places the organism in Eukaryota, Metazoa, Arthropoda, Insecta, Diptera, Calliphoridae. The transcript is spliced from 2 exons. The record is from RefSeq and is a predicted model, not a curated record. Bases 1 to 1473 code for a protein of 490 amino acids.